This is a messenger RNA of Brugia pahangi, 2949 nucleotides long. The record is from the annotation of a GenBank genome assembly. NCBI's taxonomy places the organism in Eukaryota, Metazoa, Nematoda, Chromadorea, Rhabditida, Onchocercidae.
AUGGAUAAAACGGAUACGGAAUAUGAUGUAGAUGAAUUUGUUGCAAUUAAUGGUGAAAUUUUAGAAAUAUCAUCAGAAGGAAAAUUGGAAGGAGAUGAUUCAGUUGUAAUAUCGGAAAUCUAUUCCGUAGAUCAGGCAAAAGAAAUUCCUGCUACAGAAGAAAAGCUAACCGAAUUUAUAACGGAUGAUUCGAUUCCAGUUAGCAAAAAUUCGGCAUCAGCAGAAAAACUUUGCUCUGUUGGUGCAAUAGAAGAAGAUGUACGUUAUACAGAAAUUGAAUUUUCAGAUGAUCAGGAAUGCCGUAAUGAUUUUACGGAAUUAAACAAGGCUGAAUACUCGGUUGAUCAAGGUACAGAAGACUGUAAUGUUGAGAGAUUGUCAGAAUUACCGGAACUAAUAUCAACGCCAAUUCGGAAAAUGUCUGAGUCACCGGAACUAGUGCCAACGUCAAUAACGAAAACAAACAAUGAAUCAUUUGAGUUGCCAAAAUCGGAAAGUUCAUUUGAACAAUUGGAUGAUCCGGUAGAAAAUGAACAGCAAAUAACUGCUGAUACUGAACAUUUGAGUGAAAAAAUUGAAAUUGCAACAAAAAAUAAUGAAUUGGAAUCGAUGAAAGAUGUUUUUCAGGUGGAACAGUUUCCGGAAUUUCUCAUCGAUAAACAGUUAAAAUAUCAGGAAACAACUACAGCAACUGAAAACAAAAUAAUUGAUAAAAAUUUUGAUACAAAAAUCCAACAAUGUGAUACUGAUAUAGACGAUCAUCUAAAUUUUAAUAAUAAGCAUCAAAGUGAUGAAAAACCGGAAUCAUUUAUUAUUUCAUCCGAAUCGUCUACUUUAAUUUCCGAUAUUCCGGUCAAUGAUACAUCAUCCUUAAUUGAAAAUUCUCAUUCUAGAAUACAGGAUGAAAUUACUGAAAAUAUGGCACUACAAGAGCAAACGAAAAGGAUAUUACAUGAAAUGGAAAUUUCAGGAGUAGAAAGAACAGCCGGAAUAGAGCCGGAAAGAAGCGGAAUUCAGGAUAUUCUACAAACUGAAUCAAAAACAUCAAAAUCACCUGAAUCUAUCACUCAACAAACCAUCAAAAGUUUCGAUAAUAAAGUAAUUGAAGCAAGUAACACUGAAACAAUUCUGUUAGAUAAACCUGAAAUAAUUACAGCAUCAGUAAAAAGAAAACUUCCGGAAUCAAUAUUACUGAAUCCUGAAAAUUUAAUAAUUGAUGGUUUAACAAAUAAUUUUGAACCUGUAAUUUCUGGUAUGCAAGAUGCUCAACCAUUUAUUCUAACUUCACUUGAAACAAUAAAACACGAAACAGAUGAUCAGAUCAAUACUUUUACUUUGAAUAGAUCAAUCACUGAUACUGAUCAUUCUUUUGAAAACAACCAUUCAACAGAAAAUGUUAUCAGUGAUAAGAGCAUUGAUAAAAUGAACGGAACAGAAAUGGAAUCUGAUUUAUCAGAAUGCAAUGAAAAUUCAUUGAUAUCAACAAUUCCACGCUCAGAUAUAUCAUCGAUUGAAUUAAAUGCUCUCGAAGAAAAUUCAAUGAUUUCGAGACAAGUUAUAUCAGAAUGUAGUCGAGAAGAAAUUGAAAAAAAUGAAAUAUUAGCUGAGGAAAAUGAUAAUGUUAUUAUCAGUGAUAUUAUUAUCAGUGAUAAAGAAGAAAAGAAAUUAUCAUCGAAAUUAUUUGAGCCAAAAGAUUUCGAGAAAAUAUCUAAUACAAUAAAUUCUAGAUGCAAUGAAGGAAUUCCGAAAAUUGUUGUUUGUAGUGAUGAAACGACAAUUUCAGAUUUUGAUAAUAUGAGAAAAAUGAUAACAAUGCAAACUGAUAACGAAGCAAUCAAACAAUCAAUGAUAAUAGAGAAAGAUAAUGCUAAAAUGAUGGAUCCGGAAUAUUCCGGAAUAUCUACAAAUGAACCGGAAAAAGUGAAUGAGAUGAAACAAUCGAUGAGAGAGCAGCUAAAUGACUUUUUGGAACAAUAUAUGAAUGAUAUAAUACAAAAUAUUGCAGAAUUAACUGAUGAGAGAAUUGCAAAACGUAAAAUAUCAAAAGAUGAAAUUAAAAAAAUUGCUAAAACUGAAUCUGUUGUUCCUGAAUGCAUUCCGGAAUAUGGAACUCAAUUUACAGGUACUGAUUUAUCAAAAUUAAAAUCAGAUGAGAAAGUGCAAAGAUCAGUGGAAAAUUCGCAUUCUGAAUGUAACAUUGCUUCAUCAAUGCUUACAGAUGAAAUGAUUAAUUCUGAUAAGAAUAUGAUAAUAUUCGAAUCAAAUGGUAUUAUCAGCGAACAAAUGAACAUAUCAGUUCCUUAUCAGAGCAAUGAUAACGCUCAGGAUGAAUAUAUGUUAAGUGAAUGUGAAUCAAAUGUUAAAAAUAAUAUUUCUCUACAGCAAGUAACAAAUUCUAUUGUUGAUGAAUUUCCGGAAUGUAUCAAACAGGAAUUGAAAUUUGAAAAUAGAAAAUUCAAAAAUGAAAUUUCUCAAGCUACUAAUGAUAUCACAACAAAAUAUUGCUGUUUAAUCAGUGGUUUAACAGCAGAUGGUCAAUUAAUUUUAAAUUCAAUAAAUGAAUCAAUCGAGAAUGAAUUUAACAAUUAUUUUCCAUCAAAUAUAGACACUUCCAUGUGUGAUAAUGAUAAAAUUCCAUUGAUAACUGAUAAAAAUGGAAAUCCAGAAAUGCGAAUUUGCAAUAUGCAAAAUAUUCAAACAAUAGAUUUACUUAAUGAAUCAAAAAAUAUUUGUGCAGCUGAUAUGAAUGCAAAUAUUUCAACAAUGCAAGAAACAUUUCAUAUGAAAUCAAUGAAAUAUGAGGAAGAAAUGGAAGAAUGCAAUAUGCUAAGUGAUCAGCAACUAUUAUUGGAGCAAAGUAAUACAGGAGCAGAAGAACAAGAAGUUAUCACUGUGAACAGUAAGUGGUUUAGUGAUAACGAUAAAGGCAAUUAUCAAUGGUCACUGUGA